Molecule: messenger RNA, 321 nt
Organism: Periconia digitata
Lineage: Eukaryota; Fungi; Ascomycota; Dothideomycetes; Pleosporales; Periconiaceae
Source: the annotation of a GenBank genome assembly
CCUCCGUCCGUCCAUGCUCCCACGGGGACUUCCAUGCCUCGUAUACGCUUGCAGGUGGCGCUCCGGGCAGCUCUGUUGUCAUUGAUUGCGACUUUGUUUUUUGCAGCGCCCGAGGGGCCAUGUGCUGUAUCCAUCUAUGUAGGUAAUUUCUGCCAACUGGGCGCUUGGCUGCCCUCGCAUUGGUCCAUCAGCGUUGCCGUUCUGCCGUCAUCGCGCGCGACUGGGGGCCGCCCGAUCUCGCCGACUCGACUGUUGAACGUGGGCAUCGCUCCCUGGGCAAAGGGGCAGCAAUCAUCCCUUUCUUCCUUUCUGUGGGGAUAG